Messenger RNA from Penicillium vulpinum, 1221 nucleotides. RefSeq names its product Winged helix-turn-helix transcription repressor DNA-binding. The transcript has 4 exons. The record is from RefSeq and is a predicted model, not a curated record. Bases 1 to 1221 code for a protein of 406 amino acids. Lineage: Eukaryota; Fungi; Ascomycota; Eurotiomycetes; Eurotiales; Aspergillaceae. Gene Ontology annotation, molecular function: O-methyltransferase activity.
AUGCUGCUUCCACACCUAGUCGCUGCCAUCAACGAGGCCAAGGACAUUAUCAAUGAUCCUAGCACCAAGAAAGAAGAUGUCGCACAGCUUCGUCAAGCCUGUGCCUCGCUUGGAAACGCCUUAGAGGACCCCGCGGACAGACUCUUGAACCAGGCAUUCCAGAUUCAGGAUUUGAUAAUUGCCAGGAUGGGCAUACAAUUGGGUGUUUUUGAUCAAUCUCAACCCAUCUUUGGGCCAUGCGAUGUGGCUGAUCGCAGUGGGUGUGAUCCCGCAUUAGCUUCACGUAUUCUGAGGGCUUUGGCUAGUCUGAGCCUUCUUGACAUUACCCAAGAGGGGAAGUAUAAAUUAAACAAAUCCAGCAAAUCCCUCAUAGAUGGCGGGAUGGUCCACGAUUGCAUUAUCUUGACAGUUGACCUAGCUCUCAAAAUGUCUGCAAACACGCUUGCAUUCUUCGAAAGCAACGGAUAUCAUAACCCAACCAAUGCCAGUCGUGGUGCUUUUCAGCAUACAUUUGAGACUUCAUUACCCUUCUUUGAAUGGCUCCCAUCACAGCCCAGGUUACAAAAUGCAUUUAACCGUUUCAUGGAGGCUACUGCGGGUGGAGUAUCUCCCGCGCAGUGGGUUGAGUGGUUCCCAGUGGUGCCUAAAUUCCAGGAACUCUAUGAAAGAUCUCAGAAGGACAAAAAGUCUCUAACUUUCGUCGACGUGGGAGGAGGUCAUGGGCACGAGGCUAAAGCAGUGAUGAGCCGAUUCUCCCAUCUCCCAUGUCGAUUCAUUGUGCAAGAUGGUCCGGAGUAUGUUAAAACCCACGACGCUCAGCUGGAAUCCGGAGAGCAGGGUUCUUUGGAACGCAUGGAGUACAACUUUUUCAAUAAACAGCCCGUCGAGCAUGCUCAUGUUUAUUUUUUGGGUAGAGUACUACAUAAUUGGCCUGAGGUCCAAUCUCGUCAGAUCCUCCAAAAUAUUCGGCAAGCUAUGGAUCAGGAUUCAGUUCUGCUCAUUUACGACUGGGUCCUUUCAGACAACCCCACGGACAUGACACCUGAACAAACUCGGGAUGACUGGGCUAUGAUGACUCUCUUCUCCGCCCCAGAGCGAUCUGAGUCAGGAUGGCAAGCUCUGUUGGAUUCGGCGAGCUUGGAGCUGUUAAAUCUUUGGACAUCACCAGAAGCUAAUGGUAGCCGUCGUUCGUCACUGCUGGAAGUUGUGGUCAAAACUUGA